This is a messenger RNA of Rhagoletis zephyria (snowberry fruit fly), 1043 nucleotides long. RefSeq lists its product as uncharacterized. Gene Ontology annotation, biological process: regulation of transcription by RNA polymerase II. Gene Ontology annotation, cellular component: nucleus; transcription regulator complex. NCBI's taxonomy places the organism in Eukaryota, Metazoa, Arthropoda, Insecta, Diptera, Tephritidae. The record is from RefSeq and is a predicted model, not a curated record.
UACUGUAGUAAGCAACACUGAAGUAAACAAACAGAAUGUAUACAAACACGUAUGUAUGUACCUAAAAAGACUUGAAGUACUUGCAGCGAGAUAGGUUUUUAGAACUGCGAUUUAUUUAAAGAUUAAAACAAAAAGUAGCAAUGGACGACGAAAGAUUAAUAAUAUUAGUACAGGCGCAUAAAGAGCUUUACGACAAAAGCAGCCCUCUUUAUAAAUUAAAAGAGAGGAAGAAAUUGGUGUGGGAACAUAUCGCAAGGGAACUGCAUACCACUGGAGAUAUAUGCCUGCAAAGGUGGCUAGCGCUCCGUGACCGAUAUGGGAGGGAAAUGCGUAAAACUACUUCCGCGUCAGGGAGUGGAGCACAAUACUAUAAACCACGGUAUUUGUUGGAAAUGCUGCAGUUUUUGAAACCACACGUUGUUCCUCUACCAUUGCGUUGCUCUCAAAACAUUUGUAAGGUACCGCUACCGUCCCAAUCGAUUUUGACUGUGACUCCAUCCUACUCAUCCCCGCACACUUCUGUCGUUGUAAAUCCACCAUCGCUACAAAUGUCGCCAUCACUGCCAGUCGAAGUAGCCUUAUCAUCGCCAUUAUCUCCAACACCUGAAGCUUCGCCCUCCCCAUCGCCUUCAAUAAAUGCGGAUUUACUAUCGCCCCAAACUAAUGAAGCUUUGCCCACGCCGUCUCCUCCAAACUCAUCAUUGCUUUGUUCCUCUUCUUCAUCGCUCUUCACGUCGGUUCAGUCGUCUUCACCAUCUCCAUCACAAUUACCAUCUACCUCUACAGUGUCGCCAUCACCAGCCCAACGCUCAAAAAGAAGAAAAAGAAGUGAAGGUGAUGUCGACGUCGGUAAAGCAAUGUGCGAUGCAAUAGAGCUUUUUAAAAAAAGGUGCUUAGAAAACGAAGAUCAAAAUGCGAAUCCAGCCUUGAGGUCAUUUGGAAAUAUGAUUGUUUCCAUGUUGGAAAAAGUGAAUGCUGCAAAACAAUCGAGGGCAAUGCAGAGAAUAAUGGAAGUGGCCAUCGAAGUACAGCAGGAGCCCUAA